Verruconis gallopava is the source of this 1852-nucleotide messenger RNA. RefSeq lists its product as uncharacterized. The transcript has 2 exons. The coding region runs from base 746 to 1777 and encodes 343 amino acids. Gene Ontology annotation, molecular function: hydrolase activity. The record is from RefSeq and is a predicted model, not a curated record. NCBI's taxonomy places the organism in Eukaryota, Fungi, Ascomycota, Dothideomycetes, Venturiales, Sympoventuriaceae.
AAGCCUUGACUCUUUCAACAAGUACAAGAUUAGCUGAACGGGGACCAUUUCCCUGGCAUUUGUGGGGAAGAGGCGGCGUGGAGAUCGUCAUGUUCGGCAAGAUCCAUGAAAGAUGGCAGCACCCACGGGGCUGAGGACUGGUUUGCAUGUGCUUCGAUGGUUGAACUGGCCGAGAUGGGUGGCCUAUAAGUAUGGCGAGACGCUGCCGUACCUCUCAACCGCUGCCGUCCGCCAAUUCGAGCCUUUUUUUUUUAACGCUCAACUUCGAAAGCAAUCUCAAGCUUCAUAGCUGCUCUUCAGCAUCCAGGUAUUUUCAUAGCACAAUGGCUGCGCAGGAUGAGAAACCCAAGUUCAGCAAGCUUGGGACGAUCCCCGGACUUGCCCAUAUGAGUACGGACAUGUGCCUUCAGCACACGCGCGUGUGCGUGUAUUUUUUUACUGCGGGGGCGUGGGCUGACAAUAUCCCGUCGACAAAAAAACAGUAGGCAAGACGACGUUGAGAGCGUACACGUCUCCGUUCCGAAGCAAGGACAAGAAAGCACGCACCUACCGCCGCGACGUCGUCUACGAGCUGUUGCGGAACGCCGUCUCCGAUUUUGACGUGCACCAAGGCCAGUGGAUCCUGCCUGGCACGGAUGCUGUGUACAAGUACACUUCGAGGAGACAGAAGUGGAAAGCGAACACGGUGAAGCUGGAACAUGGCGCAAAGGGACAUUGGCUUGGCCAUUCGGAUGCGAAAUACGUCAUGGUGUACUUCCACGGCGGUGGAUACAUUGCUCCUUCCACGCCUGGGCACAUGAAAUACCAGUUCGCCCUUCAAAAGUAUCUUCGAAAGCAAGGGGUAGACUUGUCUAUCCUGUCGCUGUCUUACGUCCUGGCUCCCAAGGCCUUGCAUCCGUCGUUUAUUCAGCAAGGGCUCUCCGCGAUCAUGUAUCUUGUGGAGAAGACAAAUCGCGACCCGUCAACCAUUCUAAUCGCUGGAGAUAGCGCUGGUGGCAAUCUGGUUGCAAACCUCCUGCUGCAUCUUGGUCACCCGCAUCCGGACUGCACGCAGUACACCCUGACGAAGAAAUUGAAAGGGGCGUUGAUGAUCAGCCCCUGGAUCUCGUUUGAGACGGACAGUCCAAGUUUCCAGAAGAACAAGCACAGCGACUAUCUUACCAAAGUGGCGCUCAACAAAGCAAGCGCUGCCUUUAUCGGACCUGGGGCCAAGCACGACGCUUAUUCGCAGCCGCUCGAUGCUCCAGUUUCAUGGUGGACGGAGGUAGCUGAGAAGGCUGUCCAGCACGUUCUCAUCUGGGGCGGCGGCGGCGAGGUUCUCAUUGACGGCAUCAAGAAAUUUGCGGCCAACGUGAUCUCCGGUUUCGAGGAGGCCGCGGACGUCGUGGAAAAGAAGAACAGGAUACUGAGGACGACGACCGCCGAGGUGGAGAAGGAGCAUCCGCAGAUCGACACCCGCGCGAAGCUGGUGGUCAGUCCGCGCGAGGCACACGAGGAGAUGAUCAUCAACUACCUCUUUUACAUCAAAAAGGAAGAGGACGGCGGACGGCAGAUCAAGAAAUGGCUUGUGGACGUUCUGACGAAGAAGGACGAGACUACUGUUGACGAGCCCACCGCGAAAGAGGUCAAGGACGCCGUGACUGAAAAGAAAGAAGGUGUUUUGGACACGAAAGAAACGAUCGAAAAAGCUGAGGACACGCAGGAGAAGCAGGAGAAACAGGAUCUGGCCGAGGAGGAGAAAAAGAAGGCUGCGGAAGCGGCUGCCCCGAUUGCCUAGCGCGUUGUACUUUUGUCGCCCCUUAGUGCUACAUCCAUUAGUUGAUACCCAGAAUUUCUAAACCCUUGAAGAAGA